Molecule: messenger RNA, 2313 nt
Organism: Fonsecaea erecta
Lineage: Eukaryota; Fungi; Ascomycota; Eurotiomycetes; Chaetothyriales; Herpotrichiellaceae
Exons: 4
Coding region: 1-2313 (770 amino acids)
Source: RefSeq, a predicted model, not a curated record
AUGCUUGAGGCUUCCGCAGCCAAGGGUUGUCAUCUCUGCAAGUUGUUCCUGCGAGCCCUCAUGAAGAGCGAACGGCCAGAUGGUGACCAGCAUUUGCCGGACCGCCCAGUAUAUCUCUCGUUUGGUCGAGCGGACUUUGCAGGGAGAGGCACGCGGAUCGAUGUGAGAAUUGAGCCCGAGAGUUUGGAGACUGCCGGGAGGCCCAGGAUAUCCGGUGACAUGGCACCAGGAUACUCUAUACUACCGGGAGCCAUGAAAGAGAGAACCCUUGCAACAUCACGAUUGACACACAUCGCAGGGGAGGAGUGGUUCUGGAUCGUUGACUGUGAAGAUGGCUACGAGUACUUUCAAGGUGCUACUGAGAUUUCUGCGGCUGCGUUCUGGGCGUUGGUAAAUCCCUACUACUCCACCAAAGUUGAGAUCUAUGGACUUCGAGCCAAUACGACAUCCGUACUUGAGAAAUGUUCGUCCAUCGAGGACUUAUCCACUGGUUCUGCUGCUGGUUUCCAUCUGGCGUUGAACUGGCUUAGGACAUGCAUGACUACACACUUCCCAUGCCGUCACUUCGCUCCGGUGCUUCCCAACUUACCAACAAGGGUCAUAGACAUUGGUCAGUCAGACCGUAGGAUGGCUCCUCGACUCCACGUAUCGACAACGAACCAAAAAGGGUUCUAUUUCACACUCAGUCACCGCUGGGGGACGUCUAAUCAUUGUCGAACGACGAAGAGCCGACUGCACGAGUUCCAACGCGAGAUCCCUCUGAAUGAACUGUCAAAAACAUUCCUAGACGCCAUAGACAUCACACGGAGGCUGGGAUUUCGCUAUCUGUGGAUCGACUCGUUAUGCAUCAUCCAGGAUGACGAGUCGGACUGGCAAACAGAAGCUGCGAAGAUGGGAGACGUGUAUCGACAAGGCGCUUUGAAUCUUGCUGCCGUGGACUCAGACGAGCCCGGGUGUUUCAGAGAUCGAGACGGGGCUGUGACACGGCCCUGCAAACUUGACAUCGAAAUCCCCGAUGGAAUACUCCCUUUGCGAGAUGGCGACAUCAUCCACGCUUUGCCCAGCCAGAAAUUGGGGCCUAAGAAGCCUUCUCAGGCGUAUCGUGGGCCUCUUGACUCUCGUGGAUGGGUCCUCCAAGAAUACAUGCUCGCCCGCAGAACGCUCAACUUCGGUAAAAAGAUGAUCUACUGGGAUUGCUUGACGAUGCUUGCCUCGGAGCCACUGCCGGAUGGUCUGGAAACGGGCGACAUAGGAAUUAAUGACGACGGUGAUUUUGUCCAGCGAUUCAAAGCCGGCAUAAGUGGUGACUUCCAAAAGUUGGAAGAUCCGCUGAGCACAGCCAGCCAGGCCUUUUCUCGGAUUUGGUUCUUGGCUGUUGAAGCAUAUACACGCCGCAAGCUAACUUUCGAGAAAGACAGACUAGUUGCGAUUGCAGGUUUGGCUAUUGAGUACCAGAAGGUGACAGGCGACGUGUAUCUGGCGGGAAUGUGGAAGCGAGAUCUUCUUGAUGGGUUGCUGUGGAGUGUUUGGGCGCGCGGGUGUCCUACAGUCGGAAACACGGUGGCCCAGAAGGGUGACCACGGUCCGUACGGAGAACGCUAUACGGACUUCAAAGCGCCGUCGUGGUCUUGGGCGUCUGUUUCGGGUUACAUCCGAUACAUUGAACAAUACGAGCAUGAUGAUCGAGUCGGACAGAAAUUCAUGGCCGAUCUGCUUCAUGCAGAGUGCACUCCUUUAGAUCCACGCAUGACCUCGUACACAUACAGCGGCCACCUACUCAUACGCGGCCAACUUCUGGAGGCCACCAUCCAGGCUAUGAACCCUUUUUCAGUUGACUGGGACACUCAAAAGAACACUGGUUCCAUGUUGCAGAUGCUCCACUAUACCAGGGAAAUGGAAAAAUUGGCUGCUUUACCUCUGUCGACCACAAUAAAACCAAAGGAAGUGCAGGCUGGACCAUCGAAACGAAUACUCCCGGUCGAAGGGGAAGGUGGUGACACAGCUCUUCCUACAUCAGUCGAGGUCGAUCAGCGUUCAGACAACGCGCCAGACGCCAAGGGUAAGGUUGUGCUGUCAGGGAUGGAGGAGUUGACGGAUGAACAGCCUGUUCCACAUACCCCGUCCGCAACUUCAGCACCGUUCCCCCGUGGACCCGAUUACACGAGGCUGACGGAGGGGAUGCUGAGUGCCUUUGCUCCAGGCAUCGAUAUGGACGAGUUACGGUCCGCCAUCAACAUCAAAGCGAACCACGUCACCAUCGACGUGCGUGCAAUAAAACGUGCUGGUGAGAGGACACUCAAUAAGAUGCCAUAA